Molecule: messenger RNA, 5127 nt
Organism: Aricia agestis (brown argus)
Lineage: Eukaryota; Metazoa; Arthropoda; Insecta; Lepidoptera; Lycaenidae
Product: CD109 antigen-like
Exons: 26
Coding region: 222-4517 (1431 amino acids)
Cellular component (GO): extracellular region
Molecular function (GO): endopeptidase inhibitor activity
Source: RefSeq, a predicted model, not a curated record
GUCCGAGUGGGUGCAGCGCGGACUGAGGCGUUUUUCGCAAGGCUCUACCCCACCGCCGUUGCGUAGGCGCAGACGGCAUUCGAUUACGUACCACUGAAGCCGCGGCCGCGUCAGCCGCCACAAAAACUGUGUGCAAUCGGCAGAAACGAUCUGUGAUAUAGUGUUAAGUUACGUGCCUUGAAAGUGUGGUGUUUAGUGAAUAUACACGGAAAAACAGGAAAAUGAUCAACGUAGGAAAAUUGUUUGUUCUCUUCGCCACCUUAGGAUUAGUAAAAUGUGUAUCAGUAUUAGGUCCCCGCGUACUGCGGCCCUACAGCAACUACAAGGUGUCGGUGUCGGGAGGGCCCCGCGCCCUCAACCUCUUCGUGGCCAUCGAGGGCAAGAGGGCCAAUGGAGAGCAGUUCUCGCAGGGCAGAGUCAUACAGGUCCAGGAGGCAACUUCCAGACUCGUUGACUUGGAGAUAGACGAUCCAGGGCCCGGGAACUAUCGACUGACAGCGCGGUCCACCUCCGGGCCGCAGUUCUCGUCGUCAGCGGCACUGGUCUACCAGCCCAGAAGCUUCUGUGUCUUCGUGCAGACUGACAAGAGCGUCUACCAACCCGGAGACACCAUAAACUUCAGAGCCAUUGCUUUAGACAAAUAUCUGCUGCCGCUGUCGAAUACGAUCGACGUGAGUGUACUGGACGCCGGGGGGUCCCCGAUCCGGGACUGGGCGGCGGUGCCCCUGGACCGGGGGGUCUACGCCAACGAGCUCACCCUGGCCGACGAACCAGCGCUGGGAGAGUGGACCAUACAGGUAGAGGUCCGUGGCCAGAAGUAUUCUAGGACAAUAACCGUAGCGGACUAUGUGCUGCCCAAGUUUGACAUGCAUCUGGAGGCGCCGAAGGAAGUUCUGUUCAGCGACGGAAGAUUCGACAUUAACGUCACAGCCAAACACUUCAAUGGAAUGCCAGUGCAAGGGGAGCUAACUAUAUCGGCGUACGCAGUAUUCUUCUCUGGCCUUCUGCAACCGGUCUUCUCAUCUCCUGCUAGAAAAGUCAUCAAGUUUAACGGGAGCGUAGAAGUGCCCUACGAUUUAAAGACAGACUUGGAUCUAGCAGAGGAUGCUGCGAGGCCGCUGGUCAUAGAGGCCGUGAUAGAGGAGAAGGACACGCUCAUCAGACAGAAUAUUUCAAGAAAAAUCCUGCUCUUGCGUACGCCGUAUAGGCUUAAAGUAUCCGCACCAGAGCACUUCAAGCCGCAACUACCUUACGUCGUUCAGAUCGAAGUAGUAAACACGACAGGGGACAUCAUAGACGAAGCAGGCACCGUGACGGUAGAACGUCUCUGGGACGACGGAGCACCGGUCAACAUGACAACCGUCGACCUGAGCCGGGGCGUCGCCAGGUACUCCUACACGCCGGACCUCCCUCACAUCAACUCCACACUCAAUCUCGUGGCGAAGUACCGCGACGUCUCCGAGCGUGUUGUGAACGUGCAGCGCGGCGCGGCCACCGACGACGGCCACCUGACCAUAGAGCUGCUGACGCGCGACACCGCGCCCGGCGACGAGAUGCGCGCGCGCAUCACCGCCACCGAGACCAUGGACCUGCUGCAUUAUGUUGUCAUCGGCCGCGGGGACAUACUCACCGCUAAGACUCUUGAGUUGCGUGUCGGUCGUCGCAGCGUGGACGUGGCGGUGCCGGUGUUCGGCGCGCUGUCGCCGGGCUGCACGCUGCUGGCGUGGCACCCGCGCCCCGACGGCCGCGUGCUCGCCGCCGCGCUGCACGUGCCACACCGACAACUGCUGCAGCACAAAGUGUCCAUUACGUCCAUCACUCCAACUACUAUCCGACCCAAUGGUUUAGUGGAGAUACGCGUGUCUGGUGAGGAAGGUUCGCUAGGAGCCCUUCUCGGAAUAGAUGAAAAAGCCAUCGCGAACGGUUUGGCGAGCGCCAACGGACUUGGAAGUGGUCUCGACUUACAUACGAUCGAACGAGAAGUUGAAAGUUUCAACGGACUACGACACUCCACCUUCAAAAAUGAAGACCAGCUGCCUGGCCUAGGGUUGGACUUGGGAGGAUACAAUACAAUGGAUGUCUUCAAAAAUGCUGGUGUUGUCAUUUUGACUGAUGGUGUGGUGGCUGAUGAAAAAGCUCCAGCCAUGGAGGAGGUGGAGACGGGCACUCGUGCGCCGGCGGCUGGGCCGUACGCGUUCAGCCGCGUGCCGCCGCCGCCCUCCCCGCGCCACUACCUCACGCGCCCGCUCGCACCCAACUCCGCCUUCAUGUUCGCCAACUUGUCCAUCGGAAACGAUGGAUUAGGAGGCAGCGAACGCUGGUCCCCCACAACUACCGGCGAGUGGUCAGUCGGAGCAUUCGCCGUGCACCCAACCCUAGGUCUGGGCUUGGCCAUGCCUCAGAAAUUUGAGACUACCCUCCCCCUGUCUAUUACCGCUGAGCUGCCGGAGACAUUACAGAGAGGAGAAAGUAUAGCGGCCGUCAUUACUUUGAAGAGUUCGCUCAACGUCGACACUUCAGUGGAAGUGACUUUCCACAAUUCCGACCAGUACUACGAAUUCGAACCUUUGGAAAACAAUGUGGAUACCCCCAAAAAGAUUGAGUUGUUCCGUCGCUCGCGCGUGAAGGUGCCGGCUCGCGGGUCCGCCAGCACGGCGUUCCUGGUGACGGCGGCGCGCGCGGGAGAAGCGCCUGUCAUCGUCGAGGCCGCAGGAAACGGCGUCUCCGCCUCGCUCUUCCGGACGCUCUAUGUCAAGGAUGGGUACGAGGAGGACAUCUGGUCUUGGUCGCUGCUGGACGGUCGGCGCGGUGUGGCGCGCGCCAACGUGACUCUUACCCCGGCGCCGGGCACCAAGCUGGGCGCUGUCUCGCUGGAAGCCACGGGCGACUUGCUGGCCGGUAGCCUGCGGGCCACGCGCGAGCCGCUCAACCUCGCCGUGGACCCCGCAUACGCUCUGCGGCCUAUGGCUCGUGCUUGCGUCCUUCUGGACUACCUUCAGGCUACCGAACAAACUGAUGAAGUAACGAUAACGAAGGAUGCUCGUGCCCAAGCUUCCGCCGGCUACCAGAGGCUGAUGGCCUUCCGCCGACCAGACGGAGCCUUUACGCAGGAGCUCGGUGAAGACGCCGAAACUGAUGUUUGGAUGACGUCUAUGGCAGCUCGCUGGCUGUCGCGGUCAGCCCGCUACGUGGCGGUGUCGCCGUCGGCGGGUGCGGGCGCGGCGCGGUGGCUGGCGCACGCGCAGCUGCCGGACGGCUCGUGGCGGCCCGCCGCGCGCGCCGCCCGCAACGACCCGCACGCCACCGCCGUUCCGCUUGCUGCGCACGCGCUGCUCGCACUCAUUGAAACCAACGGAGGUGAAGUUUUAUACAAGAACGCGAUCAACAAGGCCCUCGACUUCGUGGCUAAGAACAUAUCUCCCGACCUGGAUCCGUUCAGUUUGGCAGUAGCCAGCACCGCGCUGGCCGCCGCGCGUCAUCCGCAGGCCACUACUACGCUGCAGGUGAUGGAAAAAUACGCCAACAGCACCGAUGGAAUGUUAUUCUGGUCGCGCAAGAUAGUGGGUACAGAGUGGAGGAACCCAUGGCUGAAGAGCAACAGCCUGGAGGCGGCGACGGCGGCGUGGGGACUGCGGGCGAUGCUGGCCGCGCGGCUGACGGACGAGGCCGUGCCCGUCGCGCGUUACCUGCUGCAGGCGCUCGGCACCAAGGACCAGGACCCUGAAGUGUUGGAUGCAGUGGCUCAGUUCGCCCAGGCUAUCCGAACGCCGACGAAACUGCGCAUUGCCGUCAACGUCACCGGCUUCGACGAGCCAAGACAGUUCAACAUCGACGACGACAACGCGCUCAUCAUACAGACACAGCUGGUGCGUAACGCCCGCAGCACGCUCGCGACCACGUCAGGUCGAGGCGUGUGUGCGGUGGGGCUGCGGGCGCGCGGCGCCACCAACGUGACCGCCGCGUGGCCGCGCUACACGCUCGACCCGCGCGUCGAUCAGGUCUCCACCUCCAGCCGCCUGCAGCUCUCCGUCUGCAUCGGCUUUGUGCCAGUUGGGAAUGAAACUGAGAGCGGGCUAGUUCUGGUAACCAUCAACCUGCCGUCAGGAUAUUUGGCAGAUAUCAAUACCAUAACGGGACUCACGGCGGCACCGCACGUGGUGGGCGCACGCGUGAUGGGCGGCGGCAGCGCGGUGGCGGCGUGGGCGCGCGCGGGGCUGGCGGAGCGCUGUGCCACGCUGUCCGCACCGCGAGCGCUGCCCGUGGCCAGGCAGCGCCCCGCCGCCGUCACCAUUAUCGACUUGUAUGACUCCAGUCACCGCGCACGCGUGUUUUACCAGGCGGUGGACAGCAGUGCGUGCGAAGUGUGCGGCGCGUGGGCGGCGUGCGAGCGCGCGUGCGGCGCGGCGGCGGGCCAGCGCGCCCCGCCCCCCUCCGCGACGCCGGCGCCAGACUCCGCCCCCGCGUCCGCGAGCGCCGCCAUCCUCCUCGUCGUACCGCUUCUCAUGCUACUGAGAUAACGAGACGAGCCGACAGUGGUGGGAACUAACUAACCAGUAGAUAAUGUGACGAAGUCGCAGCAUUUGUUUAAAUUAAGUGGACUGUACGUCGCCUGCGUGGUCUCAAGGGGAUCGUUAGUAAGAAGAUCGUCUUUUAAGAAAUUGCACUCGGUGGUGACUGAUGUGUUAUCCCUUUCUGCCAUGCUCAUUUAUUCUUCCUCCUACUCCGUUUCUUGAAAAGGUUAGGGCAAAGUCUACUGCAAUCGAUUACUUUUUGUUUAGACAGAAAAGUCGAUUACUUGCGAAGUAGAAAGUUCAUCCAUUCAACUAUAAACUUAACUUUUUAACCAGUCAUCACAAUCCAAACAUCUAACAAGACUACAUAGGUAGUACUUACAUUAUAGGUACUAUUAUAUUACAAGUUCUUAAUGAAUGCGCCGUUUCAAUGUAAUAUUACAAGUAUUUAUGGAACUGUAUUGGUAAAACAGUUUACCUUGUUCGGUCUCCAGCAUUUGCGUUGAUUCUAAAAUUUCCAGUCUUUGAAAGAAGAAGUAGGUACGUAAGGUAUCUAAUACAAUAAAUAGUAAAACCUAUUGUAAAUAACAUAUAUAAAUAAAUGAAUUUAUUGACA